CCUCUUUGACAGACUCUGAGCUGAUUAAAACAGUUCGGGAGGUAAAAGUUGUGGACAUUGGUGCCAACUCAUUCAAACUGGCCUGGAAGAAAACACCAGGGGUCACUGGGUACAUGAUCACUUGGAGUUCUUUCCAUGGUGGAGAAAAAAAGAGUGAGGUUGUAUCUUCUUCUGCCACGUCCUUCACCAUCACUGAUCUGCCUGCCAGUUCUGCAUACAAGAUCCAGGUUUCUGCAGUGGUCAGAAGCAAAGAGGGAAGUCCAGUAAUGGUGACCGCCCGCACAUUGGAUCUGCCCAAGGUGACUGGAUUCAGUGCUCUGAACACCACCGACAACAGCACUGUACUGAACUGGACCAGUGUAACUGGAGCAUCUGGAUACCUGCUAUCCUGGAGACAUAUAUCAGUGGGAUCUCCUCAUCUCAUUCCUGUCCAGAGCCCUACGCCGGCCCCUGUUUCUGCUAAUACCAAAAUCAAUGACUUGCCCUUCCCCACCACAACCAGAAAUGCUCGCACCCCGUUGGUCAAAGCCCCCAGCGUACCCACUACCACUCAGAGACUCGCUGUGAGGUCUCAGAUCACUACUGGCCAAACGGCUUCAGCAUUGACCAGAAUUACCACAGUAAAUCACCAGACCACCCUGUCUGUCGAGACACCUCCACCUGGACCAGGUCAUUAA
Messenger RNA from Sinocyclocheilus grahami, 677 nucleotides. Its product is annotated as collagen alpha-1(VII) chain-like. The record is from RefSeq and is a predicted model, not a curated record. NCBI's taxonomy places the organism in Eukaryota, Metazoa, Chordata, Actinopteri, Cypriniformes, Cyprinidae. The annotation marks the transcript as partial. The transcript is spliced from 4 exons. Gene Ontology annotation, molecular function: integrin binding; extracellular matrix structural constituent; proteoglycan binding. Gene Ontology annotation, biological process: nervous system development; cell-substrate junction assembly; cell-matrix adhesion.